AUUACCGCCCAACUAGCAAUUUCAUAUUUUGUAACUGUUGCCAAAACGUUUUGAAUGGUAAUGUUAUAAAAUAUCCUUGGUCUCGGAAAUGUUUUCAAUGCUUGUAUACAACAGCUACUAGCGUAAAAUUGGCACCAUUUUAUAAAAUACAUUUGUCUCCGUAGGAAUUUCAUAAAGCCUUCUAGUAACGUUACGAAACAAUUUUAUAAACAUUCUGGCUGCUGCUAAAAAAUUCAUUAACGACAUUAUAAAACAGUUUCAAUGAAUAUUUGCAUAAUACAGUAUAAAAUGUAAUGGUUAUAUACCUAAUAUUUGGGAAUCAACUAAAAACUGUUUUAUAAGAGCUGUAUAACUGACUUCAUUAAACGUUCUGAAGUGAAAAAACGACAUGCAUUGCCAUCUAUAAAAUCAAAAUAUUUUGUAAUUGAUGCCUACAGUUUCAAUAAGUAUAUAUUAAUAUAAUUCUUUAGGAAUGAGAAGACAUAAUACUGGAAUGUCGGUUGGGUUUUCUCACUAGAGAUUAUAUUCGAAUCAUACUUAGUUAUGAAGUUUGAGACAUAUUUCAUGAUGACCGAAAUGAACUUAUGAUGCAAAUGAAAUUUUAUCGUGAAAUCGAGCAUAAAAAUAAUAGAUUAUUAACGCGCCACCUAUUCACAAAUGUUUUCAGUAAAAAAAUAAUAAAAAAAAUUAUCAAAAAAUUAGGUUAGUGAAUCUGAUGAUCUUUUUUGUAAAUGAAACAUAUCUAUAUUUGAUCUACGCAUCAAUUUGAGUGAGUUUUCGUACUUGGGCGGUUGUAAUCUUCACAUAUCAAUGAUUUUCAUCAUUUUAAUUCCUCGCCAUUUCCUACCACCACAAAUGAUGUAAUUUUUCAAUGGCGUCUUCUUAUAAAAUAAUUCUGCAUCAUCGGCAAGCUUUUUAAGAUAACUUAGCUAUUAUAUAGUUACUAUAAAACAUUCUGAUAUUAUUUACUUCAGCACUACCUCUAUGGUGAGACAGGACCGAACUGCUUCCGAAUCAGUUUUUCUACAACAUACCUUAUACGUAUGAGUAUUUUCGAUUCCGAGAAAGGACUAUACCUUCUAUUUCAUAACUCAUUUCUGAUUGUUUGCUAAAAACCGGUUGCUAUCUCUAAUUUUCGAAUUUUUGGCUGAAAAUAAUGAUCUUAAACGAUAUGGUUUGACUCACUGAUCAAGAAUCCGUGGUCGAAAUUGAUUCUGUCCGGCCGACCGUGUAUCCGAUAACUGUCGAACGGAAUGAGCUAGACGGUUGAAAUUUUCAGAGUAUGUUCGGCAUAUAGAUAUCUCGGUUAAGUUCGUUAAUGAUGAAAAUCGGCAUACUGGUUUCGUAACAGUUUCAUCAUAAGAAUCUAUUAAUAUCAUUUUCUAAUCUAGCAAGCUAAUACAGAUAUGAUUUUUCGAAUUUUCAAUAAUUCAUCGUACUUCAUAUAUGUUUUCACGUCGAAAUUUAACGUAUGUUCUGUGAUACCAUAUAGACAUGGUCUAUGUGUGAUACAGAUAGAGACAUGCCAAACUAAGUUCAUAGAUAUUAAUUGCUGGCACUAUGAAUCAGAGAGAGUAGAAAUAAGUGGGAAUAUUAAAUUAUGAUUCUAUGGCAUGUCCGCUUAUUGAAGUAUAUGUCAUUUUAGAAUAGACUAAGGCCGGACUUAUGCUGCCGGAAUGUCUCUCUGAAUUCAUAUUCUCAAUUCAUAAUCUGAAUUCUGGAAGCUUGCAAAUUCUAGAUAUUAAUACUCCGAAAAAAUCAGAAUUUGUGAGGUGAAUAGUGGAUUAGUAUGGAAUUAUGUGUUUUCUUAACUAAUAUUAUGAAUUGAGAGUAUGAAUUCAGAGAGCCAUUCCGGCUGUAUAAGGCCGCCCUUACAAUGAUGCUCUGUCUGUUCUUUCAGUUUUGAAUUCUUGGAAUGUUAAUCAUUCUGUUUUCGAAAUUUGAAAUGAUUCGAAUAUGCUUCAGUUUGAAACAAAGCUCUAUAAACAAUAUGUUUGUUUUCGUUACUCCGAGAACACCGAUUUUGGUCGAUUUUGCCCAAUAUCGAACUUAUCCGAGAUAUUUAUCUUCCAAAUCUACUCUGAAAAUUUAAACUGUCAUUCCGUUCGACAGUUAUCCUGUUCAAGGACGAUCGGCCGGACAGAAUGGAUUUUGACCACGGAUUCCUGAUAGCGAGUCGAACCAAAACGUUUUAUACCAUAUUCAACCAAAUAUUCGAAAAUUACAGACAUUUAGGCAAAUUGAUAAGCACUCAGCUGUUCCGAUGAACAAUUGCGCCAAAAAUACAAAAUGUGGGAAAGCUUACUCCGAAGCUGCUCUUAACAACUUUUCAUUAAAGCUUCGGAGUAAUUCCUAUUAAAACUGUCGAGUAUGUCGAUCAAUAGAAUACGGUCCUGUCCUAAGGAUUUCAGAUUUCAGCGAAACAGUUGUGAGUUCCAGUUGAUCCAAAUAUUAAAAUAAUAAGGUUGCUUAGAUCACUUAUAGAGCAUUAUUGACUACUGUUUGGCUAAUUGACGAUCUUUUUACGGCCUUAUAAAGCAAGUCCUCAUGGAAUAAGAAAUAUAAUUAUGAUUAUGUGAUAGUUAAACUUCUUAUUGUAGUGAUAGUCUUAGAGAAAUAGUCUAUUGUCUCUCGUGAUAGUGAUUGGGUCGCAGCAAUUUGGCGCUACUGAGGAGAGGAGGUGAAAUCCAUAGAUUAUUCUGGAAUAAAUAUACCGCGUAAACUUAAUUUAACAUAACCUAAAAUCAAAUUUGUUCUGAACUGCUUGGCAAAUCUGAGUGCCGACUGUGACGAGUGACCUGUUUAAGUUAGAAAAGAAAAUGCAAGACAUGUUCAAGAUCGUCCAAACUAUCGAAAGGGGCUUGAAACAGCUAACAAUUGUUCCUUCGGGAUGGGAGUAUAAUAAUCAGCUUCAUUGGCCAAAAUUAGGGGCUGAGAAGCUGAUCAGGACUGCUAAUUCCUUACCAGAAGCAAACUGGUUCACAAUGGCUUGCAAAUUAAAAAGGAACCACUUAUUUAACUAUGAAAUUGCUGAAGAGGAACUAAAUCGAAUGUUGGAAAAUGACGAUACUGAACAAGAGGAUAUUUUAGAGGUCCAGACUAAAAAGAGACCGAGCGUGAAGCUGCCAAAGUCCAUAUCUAGCGAACAUAAUUUUAAUGAAUUGGCCAAUAAAUGUAUGUUGACUGCUUCUUUGGAAUAUUCUAGGGUGAAAUCUUCAAAAACAGAGUUGGAUACUGAAGUACUCCUACCCCAAAAAACAAUCCAGCAAAUUAUACCAGAUGGAUUAAGAACAGAAAAAUCCUCUCUAGAUGCAGAAUUGAUGGAAAAAUUUGAGAGCUUGAUAAUUAAUCAAGACAUAAUUAUGAAUAACCAGAAACUAAUUCUGGAAAGAGAAGGUCAUUUAUCUUAUCUAGAAAAUAUAAUGCAACUCCUUGCCAAAUUACAAACCAGUAUAGAUGUUAUGGCUAGUCAUUCAAUUAACAAUAACUGUACAUGUAACACUGCAACUCAGAAUAAUAAUAAUAUUGAUGAUAUCUUUUUCGAGCCAAUAGACUCUUUAGCGGUACUUGAGAAACUGGAGGCCAAAUUGGCUAAUAAGAAGGAAAUGGAAGACUUAAUACAAAAGUUUAGUUAUGUAUGUGGAAGAAAGGGAUGUGGAAAUGGAACCAAUAACUGCUAUAUUUUGGUGGACAAAAUAUUCUCUAGAAAAUUCAUGACUCUAUGUUCUUGGGCUGGAGGUGCUAAAGAUCCUGGAAAAGAGAAAAUUCCAUUCAAAUUUUUCAAAAAUGUUAUCGGAUUAUUUUUUCGUGUUGUGAGACUCUCCGAUGAAGAUUUUACCUUGAAAAAUUGCGAAGAGUUUUUCAAGGCUGUCAUCAGAAACUCAACGAAAAGGAAUGAGAGUAGCAUGACACGAACAUCAAGGAGCAAAAGGAGGCCCAAAAGUCUUUCUUACAAGAUUAAGAACCCAAAGAUUGAAGAAAGUAAUGUUAUGGAACUAAAUGAAUUAAUCAUCAACGAGGAGAACUUUCUAAGUAGUUAUGUUCUGGUUGGAAAUGAGGAUUCUACAGGAGUAACAUUAGAAGAGAUGGAACAGGUGAAUGGAGAGGAUAGUGAAAAUGAAUGAGUGCAGAUUAUAAAUUAUUAACUUAUUUUAUUUGAAUAUUUUGUUGAUUUUUAGUUUACAAGAUGAAAAUUAUUUAUUUUCAUGUAAAGUGUGCAAUAAAGGAAUAAAAAAAAAUUCA
Molecule: messenger RNA, 4242 nt
Organism: Harmonia axyridis
Lineage: Eukaryota; Metazoa; Arthropoda; Insecta; Coleoptera; Coccinellidae
Exons: 5
Coding region: 2820-4124 (434 amino acids)
Source: RefSeq, a predicted model, not a curated record